UUAUUGAAGCGUACAUACAUAAGUUACAAGCGGUUCCAAAUUUCCAAUUAAAAUGCAAUACCUACAUGUAAUCAUUUUACUUUGCUUCACCUUAGCUGUAACUGCCAUGUUUACAAACAAUGGCUUGAAACAAAUAAAGCUAAGACUGACCGAAGGCAAAACUAAGCUCGAUUUGAGAAAUGUUAAAGAAAAAAGGAUCGAGCAGCCACUAGAUCAAUAUGAUCCACAUGAAAAUAGAACAUUGCAAAUGAGAUACUUCGAGAAUUUCGAGAAUUGGAAACAAAAUGGACCUGUGUACGUGUAUAUUGGCGGAGAAGGGGAGGAGAAUGGAGAACUUAUAGCGAGCGAUAACAGAUCGUUAAUAGUUCAACUAGCCAAGGACACGAAUGGUGCUAUGUUAGCUACGGAACACAGGUAUUAUGGAAAGAGUUUGCCCAACAUUACUAAGGACGAUAAAAUUAAAUAUUUUAAAUAUCUAAGCUCCAAACAAGCACUAGCAGACAUCGCAAUGUUGAUAAUGAAGUUGAAAUCGGAUCCUAAGUUCGCGAGCUCACCAGUGGUGGUGGUCGGCGGGUCAUACGCAGGCAACCUGGCGGCCUGGAUGCGUCUGCUGUACGCCGAUGUGGUGGACGCAGCGGUAGCCAGCAGCGCCCCUGUCCUUGCCAAGAAGGACUUCCAUGAGUAUUUAGAUACUGUUCGAUAUACUUUUGCUAAAUACGGAACUAAAAACUGUCUACAAAAUAUCGAGAAGGUAUUUAAAAGAAUCGAAGAUUUAUUGAAAAGCAGUGCUGGAAUUGAAACGUUAAAAAAAGACUUAAAUAUUUGCCCAAAAAAUGAUCUGACUAAGUUAGAAAAUCAGCAAUGCCUAUUUGAUAAAUUAUAUGGUAAACUCAAAUUCACCGCGCAGUAUGGCCAGGUGUCCAAUGUCAAACAUGUUUGCGGUGAUUAUGAACCUACUAAAAAGUUGACACUUGAUCUAGAACUCUCUUUAAAUAACGAUACGUUAGAAGACGACAAUUGUGUAAAUGUUGAUGAUUGUUGGAACAUUGUAGACCAGGAUGACAUAGCAUGGACAUAUCAAUUUUGCACCGAGUUUGGUUACUUACAAACAACAUCAUCUGAAAAGCAGCCCUUCGUUCACUGGGGGCCUUUGGAGUAUUGGUUCAAAAACUGCAAAGGUUUAGUGGAAGGGGACAUCGAAAAGAGAAUUGACGAGGGCGUGGCGAAGACCAAUAAAAUGUAUGGGGGGCUGAGUCCUAAGGUGAGCAAAGUGGUGUUCCCACACGGGGACAUGGACCCGUGGCACUCACUCGGGGUGCUACAGGACCUAGGACCCGACGCGCCGGUGGUCAUGGUCAACGGUACUGCACAUGGUGACAUACUAUUUGUUAGAGCCGGGGAACCAGCAGAAAUGAAGGAAAAAAGAAAAUACGUAAAGGAACUGAUUAAGAAAUGGAUUUCAAAUCAGUAAUUUGAUAUUAUUUUUU
Molecule: messenger RNA, 1487 nt
Organism: Cydia amplana
Lineage: Eukaryota; Metazoa; Arthropoda; Insecta; Lepidoptera; Tortricidae
Product: putative serine protease K12H4.7
Exons: 1
Coding region: 53-1471 (472 amino acids)
Biological process (GO): proteolysis
Molecular function (GO): dipeptidyl-peptidase activity; serine-type exopeptidase activity
Source: RefSeq, a predicted model, not a curated record